ACUGGUCAGAAUCAGUCCGAAAAAGUCAAUCUAAGUAAAAGCACCAGCAAGCGGAAGCCAGUAAAAAGGAGUUUUCCAGAAUACAACAGGGAUUUUAGCAAUGCGUCGAUCUGGUCUGUUGCUCUUAAUUUCAGCCUUUGUGCUGAGUGCGGCAGUGGCUCUUCCCACGAGUAGGAAGGAAACCCAGGAGGUGGAUUACAGUGGGCCCUCGCCACUGGACCUGCAGCUCGAUCUCGAGGAGCUGGGUAUACGCAGGAGAGCCGCCGAGGGUGAUAGCAGUUCUUCGGAGGAGCUUAAAACCGGUGCCGAGGAAGAGGCUACGGAAAAUGUUGACAGCUCCGCGGAAUCUUCAUCUUCGGAGGAGGAGCAGAAAACGGAGAGUGCAGCCACAGAGUCCGCUGCCAGAAGGCGUAGGUCAGAUGAAAAACAUAGGAACCUGUACCUCCUUGCCACCAUUUGCCCAAAUGCCGAUACCAGCCAUUUGGAGAAGGGCAGUUCCUUAGAUAGAAGAAUUGAAAUACGCGAUAUGUAUGCAAUUUGUGACUCCUUAAAGCAAUAAUGCGAUCGAUUUUUGAUUAAAAAAACUAAAAAAGGCAACAUUAUGAACACAAAUAAAGUAAAAUAAAAUCCCAAACAUACCAAA
Drosophila subpulchrella is the source of this 643-nucleotide messenger RNA. RefSeq lists its product as uncharacterized. Bases 101 to 559 code for a protein of 152 amino acids. The transcript has a single exon. The record is from RefSeq and is a predicted model, not a curated record. NCBI's taxonomy places the organism in Eukaryota, Metazoa, Arthropoda, Insecta, Diptera, Drosophilidae.